AUGUCCGACUCGGAAUCAGAGGGAGGCGUGCCCCUGAUGGAAGCCCAGUUCGAUCUUGACGCGUCGUCGAAGAAAAGGAAACGGCAAGCCGAGCCCGAAGCCAGCAAGGACGGCAAAAAAGCAGCCAAGAAGGCCAAACGUAAAGAGAAGAAGAAGCAGAAAGCAAAGGCGAUUUCUGAAGACGAUCUGGACCAAGGGCUGGGAGUCAAUCACGCUUUCGAGCGCAUGGAUGGUCAGCUUGUUGCCGACUAUGUCAACGCACGAACACGGCUUUACGGGAAGGAUUUGAGCAGUGUCGAGCUCGAGGACUUGUGGAUUUCUGCGCGGACGGUGCAGGACAGCAGCAGCUGGACGGAGCCGCGAACUACAGACAAGCUGCCUGCCUUCCUCAAGAAGCAGGCAGGGACGCUGGAGGCGACGCCAUGCAAGCCGCCCGGCGCUCCCCACACGCUUGUAGUGACGGGCUCUGGGAUGCGAGCGGCAGACGUCUGCCGAUGUCUCAAGUCUGGGCUACCUACCCAGGGAGUCGAGAAGCCCAGCGUGGCCAAGCUGUUUGCAAAGCACCUGAAGCUCGCAGACCAGGUCGCGCAUUUGAGCAAGAGCAGAAUCGACUACGGGGUUGGGACACCGGAUCGGUUGAUGGCGCUCUUGCAAGAGGGAGCCUUGUCGACGGCCAACUUGAAACGAGUCGUGGUGGACGUGUCGUACAUUGACGGGAAGAAGCGCGGCAUUCUCGACAUGAGAGAGUUGCACGAGGCCGUGGUCAGGCUGGUGGUGUGCAAGCAGCUGGUGGGCGAGGACAGGCAAGGCGGCGAGGGACUGUUUGUGUGGUAUUGA
Molecule: messenger RNA, 837 nt
Organism: Alternaria ethzedia
Lineage: Eukaryota; Fungi; Ascomycota; Dothideomycetes; Pleosporales; Pleosporaceae
Exons: 2
Coding region: 1-837 (278 amino acids)
Cellular component (GO): nucleus; 90S preribosome
Source: RefSeq, a predicted model, not a curated record